UUCGUGGAAAUAUAUUCGGCUCUUGGCCUGGGUUCACAGUUCUGGUAUCUGGAAUCUGUAGGCCAGUUCCGGAACAUUCGGGAGCCGAAAUGUCGUCGAGCUACACGCGCCUAUUCCGCGUCCUGUUCGUGAUCAUCUUCCUGAAGUUGUUCUUUCUUUUGGUCCUAUAUCUGCACAGUUACGAUGGUGUUACUAGAUUCCGGAGGCGCCAGCAAGUGGAUAUAUUUGAUGAGCUGCUGGUAGAUCGAAGGGAGAUGCCCUCUUUGGAGAAGCGUUUGGAAUGGAUUCGCGAAGAGAUGCCCUCGUUUCCGCUGGAAGAGCUCCUGGCCAGGGAAAAACGGGCUCUGCCCCCGGUGACCUGUGGACCUGCCCCCGAUAUGAUGAACAUUGACUUCCACAACACCUAUUGGCAGAGGGCCAUUAACGGCAACCUCACAUACUUCCUAUUUGCAGCCUACUACGAUGAAAGGGAGGCGGUGCCGGACGCGCCACUGGUUCGUCUUUUGGCCAUGGUGAACCAGCACAAGGACAAUUCCUUCAAGUACCCCGAAAUCUUCUGCCAAUUUUGGUUUGAGGGCAGGGCCAACCCGGUGAUUGUUCCCGUUUCUGAGCACAGGGUGAUGUGGCCCUUUGGUCACGCCCCCCGACGUUACUACCCAACGUUAUUGAGCUGUCCUCUGCCGGGGGAAGAGCAUCGGCAGGAGGUGCCGAAGAUGGUUUCCCUGGUGGCCAAGAAAUGCGAUAUGGCAAGGAAUCUCCUGAGGGUGGUGUACGAAGUUGACGAACCUGAAAGUACGGGUGGGCCCCUGGGGAACAUCACCACCUCCUCUUCUUCGUCGGCGUCAUCCAGUGAUCCCAAAUUUGUGGUAUGUGUAAAGGCCAUGGAUUUUCCGUAUGAAGAUAAAUCCUGGCGUUUGAUCGAGUGGUUGGAACUGAUGCGCUUGUUGGGCGCCCAGAAAGUGGUACUCUAUGAUGCCCCGAUGCAUGCGAACAUGACGCGGGUGGUCAGGGACUAUCUGAUCACUAGUCCCGGCUUUGUGGAGCUGCGUCCAAUGUCCCUGGGCAGAGGUGAACCGCAUGUUCCACCCCAUUUCCAUCACUACGCAAUGAUGGCGGAUGGUUUUAAUCGGAUCCUGAACGAGAUGAUACCGUACAACGACUGCUUCUACCGCAACAUGUACAAGUACGACUAUGUGGGUGUGUUCGAUAUCGACGAGGUGAUAAUGCCCCUCGGAAAUCACACCACCUGGCCGGAGUUGGUCAAGCUGGCCCGGAUUGUUCCGGACUACGAGAGUCGCACGCCGGCUGAUUGCACGGAAUGGGUGAGCUUCUGUUUCCGCAAUGUCUACUAUCCGAGAUAUCCGGAGCGCCCGAAGGUCUACAGAAAUCUCUCCAGCUCCUUCUAUAUGCUGCAGCAUGUGGAGCGGGUGAGGGAGCAUAGCAAUCGCGGGGCGGCAGCCAAGUGUCUGCACGACACCCGAUUUGCCAUCGGACUGCACAACCACUUCACCUUCUUCCGCACCGAGGAGGCCGCCUGUGCCGCCAAGUCGGUGCCCAUCGAGUUUGCCCAAAUGCAGCACUACCGGGAACCGGAUAUCAAGUCCCAGCUGAUCGAUCCCAUUGUGGACGCCAGUAUCUGGAGAUUCCAGCCCCAGCUGCAGGCUAGGGUGGAGGAGCGAUACCGAAGGUUGGGCUUCCUUCCCAGCGAUCAGCAACUGGCGGACACCCUGGAGAAGCGUCGCAGGCUGGAUGAACAGCAAUUGAGGGAGGCAGUGGGAAGAGCAUAAGGUUUCAGUCGUGUGAUUUUACUUAGACUAUGUCCUAUAGAUAGCCUGGCAGAUGGCAAAUGUACUAUCGUUUUCGAUAGCUAAAUUUUACUUACUCUUGCAAAUGCAGAUGCAGUUGGAAUGUAUGACUAAGAAUCCUUGAUUCAUCGUAUCUAUACCCCCAAUUCCUUUUUCGCCGACAAGAAAACCUUACG
Messenger RNA from Drosophila subpulchrella, 1981 nucleotides. RefSeq lists its product as uncharacterized. Bases 90 to 1787 code for a protein of 565 amino acids. The transcript has 2 exons. The record is from RefSeq and is a predicted model, not a curated record. NCBI's taxonomy places the organism in Eukaryota, Metazoa, Arthropoda, Insecta, Diptera, Drosophilidae.